GCAAUACCGGCUUUCAGCCACUGGUGGCGCCGUGCCGUGUAUGAAAGAGACGGAGCUUUGUGCCCGAAACUAAAAAAAACACCUAAACCAGAACCUGACACAUGAAUUAAAAGAACGACUUAUCCGUGAGAGGCCAGUAGAGGACUGUCUGUCCGGAGAAGGAUGAUGGAGUUCCCGCAGCAGCAUCAGCAGCAGAGACCUGCGGCGGACGGGAAGAUCAUCUACCCACUGGGUGUCAAAGAGAUCACUGAUAAAAUCAGCAACGAUGAAGUCGUCAAACGGUUAAAGCUGGUGGUGAAGACGUAUAUGGACAUGGAUCAGGACUCGGAGGAGGAAAAGCAGCAGUAUUUGGCUCUAGCUCUUCACUUGGCUUCUGAGUUCUUCCUGCGAAACCCCAACAAGGAUGUGCGGUUGCUUGUGGCCUGCUGUCUCGCUGACAUCUUCAGGAUCUACGCUCCAGAGGCUCCGUACACCUCACAUGAUAAACUUAAGGAAAUUUUUCUCUUUAUUACACGGCAGUUGAAGGGAUUAGAGGACACUAAGAGCCCUCAGUUCAACAGAUACUUCUACUUGCUAGAGAACCUGGCAUGGGUGAAGUCCUACAAUAUCUGUUUUGAAUUGGAGGACUGUAAUGAGAUCUUCAUCCAGCUCUUCAAAACCCUCUUUUCUGUCAUCAAUAACAGCCAUAAUCAGAAGGUGCAGAUGCACAUGUUGGACCUGAUGAGCUCCAUCAUAAUGGAGGGAGAUGGAGUGACACAGGAGCUGCUGGAUACAAUCCUCAUCAACCUCAUCCCUGCUCACAAAAACUUGAAUAAGCAGGCCUAUGACCUGGCCAGGACUCUUCUGAAGAGAACCGUUCAGAGCAUUGAAACCUGCAUCGCCUCGUUCUUUAAUCAGGUGUUGGUGAUGGGGAAGUCCUCAGUGAGUGAUCUGUCGGAGCAUGUGUUUGACCUAAUUCAGGAGCUCUUUGCUAUUGACCCUUUGCUCCUCGUCUCUGUGAUGCCACAACUUGAGUUCAAACUGAAGAGUAAUGACGGAGAGGAGAGAUUGGCUGUGGUGAAACUGUUGGCUAAACUCUUUGGAGCAAAGGACUCUGAACUGGCCAUUCAGAAUCGCCCACUCUGGCAAUGUUUUCUAGGAAGGUUUAAUGACAUCCAUGUUCCUGUGAGACUGGAAUGCGUGAAGUUUGCUAGCCACUGCCUGAUGAACCACCCAGACCUUGCCAGGGAUCUUACAGAAUAUCUGAAGGUGAGAUCACAUGACCCAGAAGAGGCUAUCAGGCAUGAUGUCAUUGUGACCAUCAUCAACGCUGGGAAGAAAAACCUGAACCUGGUGAAUGAUCAACUGUUGGGUUUCGUCAGAGAAAGGAUGCUGGACAAGAGGUGGCGUGUCCGCAAAGAAGCAAUGAUGGGUUUGGCCCAACUGUAUAAAAAGUACUGUUUGCACCAUGAGGCCGGGAAAGAGUCUGCUCUGAAAAUCAGCUGGAUCAAAGACAAACUCCUACACAUCUACUACCAGAACAGCAUAGAUGACAAGUUGCUGGUGGAGAAGAUCUUUGCUCAGUACAUGGUUCCUCACAGUCUGGACACUGAGGAGAAGAUGAAGUGUCUGUACUACCUUUACGCCUGUCUGGACACCAACGCAGUCAAAGCACUGAAUGAAAUGUGGAAGUGUCAGAAUAUGCUGAGAGGCCUGGUUCGAGAACUGCUGGACCUACACAAACUGCCUACUUCUGAAGCAAACACCACAGCAAUGUUUGGGAAGCUAAUGACGAUUGCUAAGAAUCUACCAGAUGCAGGAAAAGCUCAGGACUUCAUGAAAAAGUUUAAUCAGGUUCUGGGUGAAGAUGAGAAGCUCCGUCUUCAGCUUGAUCUGCUUAUCAGCCCCACCUGCUCCUGCAAACAGGCUGAACAGUGUGUGAGGGAAAUCACACGGAAGCUGACAUUCCCCAAGCAGCCCACAAACCCAUUCCUGGAGAUGGUGAAAUUCCUACUGGAAAGAAUCGCACCUGUGCACAUAGACUCUGAGGCCAUCAGUGCCCUGGUUAAGCUGUUGAAUAAAUCAAUCGAGGGUACUGCUGAUGAUGAAGAUGAGGGAGUAACCCCUGAUACUGCCAUCCGUGCUGGACUUGAGCUACUCAAGGUUUUGUCAUUUACACACCCCACUUCCUUCCACUCGGCUGAGACGUACGAGUCUCUGCUGCAGUGUCUGAAGAUGGAGGAUGAUAAAGUGGCAGAAGCUGCAAUACAGAUCUUCAGAAACACAGGACAAAAGAUUGAGACAGAACUGCCUCAGAUUCGCUCGACUCUUAUUCCCGUUCUGCAUCAGAAGGCAAAAAGAGGCACCCCCCACCAGGCCAAACAGGCUGUCCACUGCAUCCAUGCCAUCUUCCACAACAAAGAGGUCCAGUUAGCUCAGAUAUUUGAGCCAUUGUCUCGCAGUCUGAACGCAGACGUGCCUGAACAGCUGAUCACUCCACUCGUGUCUCUUGGGCACAUUUCCAUGCUGGCCCCCGAUCAGUUUGCAUCACCCAUGAAAUCCAUCGUAGCCAAUUUUAUUGUGAAGGACCUUCUGAUGAAUGACAGAUCUGUGGGAAACAAGAAUGGGCGGCUAUGGACAGCUGAUGAAGAGGUUUCCCCUGAAGUGCUAGCAAAGGUGCAGGCCAUUAAACUAUUGGUGCGUUGGUUGAUGGGAAUGAAGAAUAAUCUGUCUAAAUCAGCUAACUCUACACUCAGACUCCUGUCAGCUAUGCUGGUCAGUGAGGGAGACCUCACAGAGCAGAAAAAGAUCAGUAAGUCUGACAUGUCUCGGAUGAGGCUCGCAGCAGGGAGUGCCAUUAUGAAACUGGCUCAGGAGCCCUGUUACCAUGACAUCAUCACUCCAGAACAGUUCCAGCUAUGUGGACUUGUCAUUAACGAUGAGUGCUAUCAGGUGCGACAGCUUUUUGCUCAGAAGUUGCAUGUCGCUCUGGUGAAGUUACUGUUGCCACUGGAGUACAUGGCUGUGUUUGCUUUGUGUGCUAAAGACCCAGUGAAAGAGCGACGCGCUCAUGCCCGACAGUGCCUGCUCAAGAACAUCAGUGUCCGCAGAGAGUACAUCAAACAGAACACUAUGUCCCAUGAGAAGCUGCUAUCUCUCCUGCCAGAAUAUGUGGUGCCAUACAUGAUCCAUCUUCUUGCGCAUGAUCCAGACUUCACCAAACCACAGGACCUUGAGCAGAUCAGAGACAUCAAAGAGUGUUUGUGGUUCAUGCUGGAGGUGUUGAUGACAAAGAACGAGAAUAACAGUCACUCAUUUCUGAGGAAGAUGGUGGAGAACAUCAAACAAACAAAAGACGCUCAGGCCCCAGAUGACCCCAAGGCAAAUGAGAAACUUUACAUAGUGUGUGACGUGGCAUUGUUUGUGAUUGCGAACAAAAGCACUUCCUGUCAUCUGGACUCGCCAAAAGAUCCUGUGCUACCUACCAAGUUCUUUACCCCUCCGGAUAAGGACUUUGUCAACGAUAAGGAAUAUCUGUCUCCAGAAGCCAAAACAGUUUUGCAGACUGGAAAAAUCCUGCAACCGCCAAAGCAGGCAGGUGUGCUGGGAGCAGUGAACAAACCUUUAACGGUAACAGUUCGCCGGCCGUUACCUAAAAUCACCACCUCCGACGCGGGGAGCAACGCAAGUGCCAACUCCCAGCCCAGCUCCCCUGCAACAAAUAAGAACAGGGAUGUGAAAUCUGAGUCGUCAGAGACGGGAGCAAGGGAGAACGAAGAGAAUCCAGUAAUCACGAAAGCAGGAGGCGUAAAGAAGGAUGAGGCUGCUCAGACCAGCGGGAAGAAGCGUGCUGCUCCUGGAAGUGAUGGCACAGAGAACAGUGUGUCCAUGAACCCCUCGGCAGGAUCACAACCCCCUCCCAGCAAACCUCGACGGGGUCGACCCCCUAAAAUCCCUGCGGGUGUAGCCACGCCAAAUAAAGAGGCUGGAGCUACGAAAGGGGGUGGGGCCGGACGUGGCCGGAAGAGAGCAGCACCUGCUCAGGAUCCCGCCUCCACAACCUCAGCUGAUCCAAUCAGUGGCAAGACACCAAAACUGCAGAAAGCAGUGCCACAGAGACAGAUUGACCUGCAAAGGUAAAGCGUAGAAUGAAGAUGAGGAUGGUCAGACAGUAAAGGAUCGACCGAGCCGACCGAAGAGACUCGUUCACCCACCCAUCAGAAGCUCUUCACAAACCUGAACUGUCAUUACCCCACACCUCAGAAGAAUGAGGAAUGAAUUCUUUAGAUUCAGAUGUUCAGACUUGUAUGUUUCUCUUCAUUCAUUUAUUUUCUGUUGAAAUUGUUCCUUGUUGCUCUUUGCCUCUCUCUAUCUGGAGCCAUUUUUAAAAAAAAAAAACAUUUGAAUGAAAAACUGUUUAAUCUGCUCUAUGGUUGCUUAUUAAACACUUGGAAUGAU
Molecule: messenger RNA, 4437 nt
Organism: Myxocyprinus asiaticus (Chinese sucker)
Lineage: Eukaryota; Metazoa; Chordata; Actinopteri; Cypriniformes; Catostomidae
Product: sister chromatid cohesion protein PDS5 homolog A-like
Exons: 33
Coding region: 163-4119 (1318 amino acids)
Biological process (GO): DNA repair; mitotic sister chromatid cohesion
Cellular component (GO): nucleus; chromatin
Source: RefSeq, a predicted model, not a curated record